AGAUAACAAACUCACCCCGCACAAUAAAAAAAAAGGUUCCAUCCUUUUGUGAAAGUCAGCAGAAAAAGAACAACAAGUGAACCGAGUGCGAGACUCAGUGCUUCAGUGCCCUAUUUUCCAUUGCUGUUUCUUUCAGGAGCCAUAAAGGCUUUUAUGGAAAUGGCAAUUGUUAUUGCUAUCCAUCAGGAGGAAUCAGGCAUGGAUUCGACAGAUGUUCGGAUCAAGAAGAAUGAUAAAAUCUUCUUCAGUUGGCAUCGAGUGCCUUUCGUUAACGGAUGAUCCGUUGGGCCUGAAAUUUUGGCGGUUGACUUUGGUGAGUAUUGUUAACUUAGCCUAUUUUUUUCAAAUUUUUCUGAUGGUAACUUUUUGUUUUUUGUCUCGGACUCGGACGCGUCGUUAACGACUUCCUGUCUCCAGGAGUCGACAAAAGUUAAUGGGUCUCCUGGAGUUGGUGGCCUCAAACAUUGUUUCGCGAAUCGUUUGUUUGCUAAGUGGCUUCAUGCUGUUAGGGAUCUUCAAGUUUGUCAAGGAGAGAUUCUUCCAAGUGAAAAAUGGCGUUUCUGAGGAUUGUGACGUUGCUGCUGUGGUUGCUGGUCGGUGCGGGUGCAGAUUGUGGACCAGACGACGGGGUCUUCAAGUGUCGGGACGUUUGCGGAGAGGAGGUGCGGGACGCCGGCGGCUACGGACGUCGGGUGACAUUCAUCGGGUCGACGCUGUUUUUGGACUGCGUUCGUCAGGCGGAUCUCAAGGAGGUGAAGCUGAUGUUGCCAACGGUCUGCGUUGGGCGUUGAGUCGACGUGGACAGUGUCGUGACGCCUUGGAGGUGGUGCGAGGAAGUCGUGCCCCCCGAACCAGAGAUCUCGACGGCGGCAGUUCCGCAGGUGAUGAGCCUCGCCCGGUGGCGCCGACGGCCAACCUGGCGGUUGUCCACGUGCCGGCGAGCAAAACGCCGUUUGUGGCUCGGGCGCCGCCUUCAACGCAGCAAAGCGUCGUGGUGGCCCAAGAGGUGCCACACGUCAUCAAAGCACCGUCGUCGACGCUGGAGGUGACGGUCAACAUCAAACAUGGUGUUGCACAUGUCGAGGCAGACGUGGACCCUUGGACGGCCAUGGUCCUAGUUUUUAUGGGCCUUGGAGGUGCUGGGGCUACGUCUCUGGCUGUCUUCCUGGUUUGGCUAGUCAAGUUCAUCAGGAACAAGUCAUCGUACAUGAGAGAACUGGUGCGGAUGCUGACGCCGGCGGAUCAGCAGGAUCCGGAAGAC
Messenger RNA from Notodromas monacha, 1261 nucleotides. NCBI's taxonomy places the organism in Eukaryota, Metazoa, Arthropoda, Ostracoda, Podocopida, Cyprididae. The record is from the annotation of a GenBank genome assembly.